AAUGGCCUCCGUAGCGAAAACGGGUGCUGAGGCACUGAGGAAUGCCCCCUUUAGGGUGGGCAAGAAGCAGAUCUUCCUGCCAAACCACGUCAUCACGUUCGUCCGCCCGCUGCCCAAGCAGCCGCCUAACCUCGCGACCUUCAUCGUCCCCCUCGAGUUCAACAAGCUCGACCUGCGCGACUACCUCUACCAUGUCUACAACGUCGAGGUGACGGGUGUCCGCUCCUUCGUCAACCAGCGCAUGCACGAGCAGAGACACGGCGAUGUCGGCAACUGGCGCCGCCCCAAGUCGCAAAAGAUGAUGAUCGCCGAGCUGGCCAAGCCGUUCGUCUGGCCCAAGCCGCCCGCUGAGGAUGCCCGCGAAGCAUUCGACUACGCCAUGUGGAAGAAGCAGAAGACGGCGCAGGAGCAAGAUACUAAAUUCCAGGGUAUCAGGGCCCAGGGUGAGGUCGUGCCGCCGUCGCAGUUUGAGGUGACCAAGGACCGCAAGGCCAUCAAGGCACGGCAGAGCAAGUUCCUCUCGGGUGAGGAGACAUGGGCGCCCGGAAAGGUCAACGCAUUUCUGAAUUCGAAGAUUGUGCCGGUGGAGGAGGGAUGGUCCGAAGUAGAAGAGAACCUGCCUUUGGAUGAGUCGGCGGAGGCUGCCGCGGAGGAGAGCAGCAGCAAAAGUUCGGAGACUAGGCAAUGAAUAUGAGGGCCAGCCUUCUUGACUGUGUUGCACCUAUUGAAUUGGGUUCUGGGCUGAGUAGGGAAUGGGUGGGACGAAGGGAAGUGACAGAGCGAGGAAACUUCAAUCGUUCAUACAAAAAGAAACGAUAAUCUUGGAGCGGAUAGAACUGGCUUGGCGGGAAUCUGAUUGUAUGAUACAUGACGCACCUGUUGGACGGGACAUUUGCGAUUUUACCGUGUAACAUGUAGGAUACGAUACAGAAGUAGACCGGGAGCAGCACUAGAAGGCGUUCCGGUUGUCUAUACUGCUUGCCUCACCGUUCUUUUGAUGGAACGGGCAGCCCUUCUUCUUCUUCUUUUUCCGCAACAAGUUCUACCCAACAACUACGGUGCUGAAAUAGCAGACACUGGUCGCCCCAGCUCCACCACCCUGCCGUCAGGUUCCGGGCAAAAACCUCCAAAGCUUGAUAAUCGGGCGGCAGAAGGUCGGCGAACAAACCUCGCAAAUUGGGUUUCCUGGAAUGGAGGUCCGGCACUGUUACGAUGACCUUGGUCUCUAUAGGACUUCGCUUCUUGACACCCGGACCGGUUCCACGUUUCCUCGCGAGCAGAAGUCGUUCCCACGGUUUCCUCCAGGCGCAAUCAAGACUCACAAUGGGCUCUCCGCCGGUGGUCACCUUCAGC
Molecule: messenger RNA, 1353 nt
Organism: Neurospora tetrasperma FGSC 2508
Lineage: Eukaryota; Fungi; Ascomycota; Sordariomycetes; Sordariales; Sordariaceae
Exons: 2
Biological process (GO): mitochondrial translation
Cellular component (GO): mitochondrial large ribosomal subunit; ribosome
Molecular function (GO): structural constituent of ribosome
Source: RefSeq, a predicted model, not a curated record